AUGGAAACUCCAUCCAAAAACGAGUUCCAGAUCGGCUGGAUAUGUCGGAUCGGUCAGCACCAUGUCGUGAUCGCGUGUCUGCCAGAUAGACAAUACGGGACUACUUCAGCCACCACAGUUGCCAACAAUAUGAUGCGAACGUUUAGUGUCUCGCUCCGCAUUGGGUUGAUGGUGGGCAUCAGUGGAGGAGCUCCUUCCGCGGAGCAUGACAUUCGCCUGGGUGAUAUUAUAGUCAGUCGCCCCAAAGGCUCUCAUGGCGGAGUUAUUCAACACGACAUAGGUAAGAUCGGUAAAGGCGGCAAAAUUCAACGCGUUGGGUCCUUGAAUAGCCCGCCCACGUCCUUGCUGAAUGCACUAGCUCAGAUGAGGGUAGCAGAACUAUAUGAGAAUCCUCAGUAUCCAGUUUACCUUCAAGAAGCUAUUAGAAGAAAUACACGGACACAAAAGACCUUCAGCCGCCCUGACGUCAAGUCGGACCGGCUAUUCAAAAUAGAGUAUGAGCAUCCUGAGAAUGCAGCGUCCUAUGAUCAGUGUUUGGUAGAGUGGGAGGAAGAUCGUAUCACCCGUGAAGACGGCGACCCACAAACACAUUAUAGAACAAUUGCAUCUGGGAAUACUUUGAUUAAAGACGGAAAGACGAGGGAGGCCAUCCGCAAGGAUACCGGUGCGUUGUGUUUUGAGAUGGAGGCGGCAGGCUUAAUGGCGGACUUUCCUUGCCUGGUAGUACGUGGUAUUUGCGACUAUGCUGACUCGCAUAAGAAUAAACAAUGGCAAGGUUAUACUGCACUAGCGGCUGCAUCCUUUACAAAAGAGCUGCUGGGCUAUGUGCCAAAAGGUGUAUCUCAAGAGAGCUUAGUUACAGAUAUCUGUCCUCUGCUUGAAGAUAUUAAGGAGGACUAG
Messenger RNA from Talaromyces stipitatus ATCC 10500, 900 nucleotides. RefSeq lists its product as uncharacterized. Gene Ontology annotation, biological process: nucleoside metabolic process. The transcript is spliced from 3 exons. The record is from RefSeq and is a predicted model, not a curated record. Gene Ontology annotation, molecular function: catalytic activity. Lineage: Eukaryota; Fungi; Ascomycota; Eurotiomycetes; Eurotiales; Trichocomaceae. Bases 1 to 900 code for a protein of 299 amino acids.